CAUAUUCGUGCGACGCAAAAGGGAUCGGUUUGUUCGUUGAUAUGAUUUUUGACCCGCUCCUGUAAUCGUACUCGUAGCAAUGCAAGCACAGGAUCUUCGGUUCACCUUGUAUAUUGCAGCUGUAGCAGAUGCAGAUGUCGACGCCUCGGUACUAGCAUCUUUCGUGCGAAGAACAACCAGGAGUCGGUGAAGAUAUUUUACUGAAAAGCGCUUUUCAUCAUUUCAACAAGCUAGGCUAAUGUCGGUACUACUGUCGUGCAUUCGUUCUUCUCUUUUCGUCUUCGUCCGGAAGAAGUUACAUUUGCGUCUGGCCUUGUGUUGGUCAGCACAGUCGUGCUCGCUGCAAGUAGACUACUAUAUAUUUGCGACCAUAUUAGUACCAUUACGCAAUCAUGCCCAUCAUCAUCUGUCACCAGGCCCCCUCCUCAAACCAACUAUGUCAGAAACAUAAAUAUGACAGGUACCCUGAAAAUGAAAUCAUGUAAGUACGAUAUGUUCGGCUUUUGCUCCACUGACGUUCUUGCACGUACUACAUUUGCUACAUUAAUAUUACCGAAGUAGACGAGCGACAGUUCUUUGUCCUAGCACAUCAUGUCCCGCAACGCGGCGGCGCAGCAGUCCUCCAUGAAGAAGCACCAUGCGGUGGGACAGAAAAAUCUGGAGUACAUGGAGGAACUGCACCGGCGGUUGAAACGGAAUCUGUAUCAAGAGGAAAAAUCCCCCCUCCCCAUAUCGAAACGAAGUUUCUGAUGCUGGAUUUCCGUACACAAAUCAGAUUUGUCUUGCAGUAGAGGACUGCAGGCAUAUGUCAAGCCUCGGUCGAGAGGUUUUGACGUAGGCACCUAGCAUGGCAAAAGUGUAUGCUCUAAGCCCAACAGCAUCACAAACCGCCUGCAAAAUGCAGGGGGCUCUCCAGACUUGCCUUCUUGCAAGACAGACAAGAUUUGAGGUGACAAAUGUGCAUCACAAAUUUUCAGACGGAUGCGUUUUCAAUAUGGGGAGGGGGAAUCUUUCUUUACGAUAAUCUGAUCGGCGAGAACAUCACGCCGCAGCUGAUCCGCCGGAAGUUUUUGCAGCAGACGCUCGGGAACCCCCAGUGCUACUAUACCACCUCGCAGACCAAGGAGAAAAAGAAGAAGAAGGACGACGAGGAUGAGGAUGACGAUGAGGACGAGGAGGAGGACGUGCUGGUGCAGCGCGACAUGUGGGCGACCGAGGCGAUGGAAAACCUGAAGGCCGAGGCGCUGCGGAAGAACAUCACGGCGCGGAAGCUGUCGCACGGCGGGGGCUGGUGGAGCGCGAGCGGCAAGUGGAAGGUGGUGGAGUCGGUCCGGACCCAGCGGCUGCGGGAGGAGCGGCUGCGCAAGCGCGAGGCCGCGGAGCUGAAGAAGAAGCAGGAGGAGCUGUGGAAGCAGAGCGAGGAGGAGAAGUUGCGCGCGGAGUUCAACAGUUCGGUCGCGAGCGGCAAGGCCAACCCCAUGGAGAAGUCCGGCGGGAUCGCGUUUUCGGUUUCCAACGUGGACUUCAAUUCCGGCGGGGGCAAGACAGCCGGCAGCGACUCCGACAGCGAGCAGGAGGACUCCAAGAUGAAGAUGCGCAGCCAGGCCAUGGACGUGAAGAAGCAGAUCAUCGCCACGAUGGCCGAGCUGCUGGCGCUGGAGCUCGGGUCGCUGACCGGAUACGGGCUUUACGGGGACGGGAAGAAGUAUGGAUGUGUCAGGAUUGAAAUCGUCAAAGUUGAAAUAAUUUGUGAUGCGUAAAAUGUAGGGCACGUGUGGCCUGUGUUGGGGAGGAGGCAAAGGAGACCGAUUGCGAGCCUGUUUAGGGAAAGACGAUGUGCUGCCAGAGUAGCAUGACAGGAGCAGCGUUCUUUGCCCAAACAGCAUGACAGACUGGAUUUUGGUGCUGCCGAAAUUUGUCAUGCGCCACUUGAAAACUGAGGCCCCAACUGGCAUCCAUUUUAUGCAUGGCAAAUCAUUUCAACUUUGUCGAUUUCAAACCUGACGCUUGCAUAAGAAGCACCCGGCCGCGGUCGGGGUCACGGACCUGGAGCUGUUGACGGACUUCACGCGAAUCGAGCCGGUGUUGCUGAAUUCGCUCGUGGGGGAUCUUCGCCCCUUUCUCUCCCGGUGGAAAUACGUGUCCAUGAGCUCGCGGCAGCUGAAGUCCGUGCAGGAAUACGAGAACCGAUGGAGCAAGUUGGAGCAACUGCACCCGCUGAACGAUCUCAACUGGUUGGCGGAUCAAUUUGUCAUGCUGCACCUCAGCCGCGAGUACCCGGAGCUGGGGCUGGGCUUGGUGAAGAGUGCGAUGAACACAUCAACUUCGGAACAAAGUGCCGGCGCAGCGGCCGCGACAGAAAACGCCGGGAGCGCCGGGGGGAACAGCAGUGGCGGCGCGGCGGCGGACGGGUCUCCGACUGGGGGUGUCGAACAUCAGGCGCAGGAGGACGGCCAGGGGCAGGCGGGCCACGUCCGGUUCGGGGGUGAGCAGGUGGUGGAAAUCGAAGGAGCGUCGUCAAGUACUAACACCGGCGGAAAUGGUGGCGCACAAAAUAACCAGCAAGCCGGUGGGCAGCAGGGGGCGGCAGCAGGGUCGGCCUCCAGUGCAGCAGCGGCGAAAAAGAAGGACAAGAAGGAGGAGCAGGAGGAAGACGCGUUCCAGCCCGGCCAGUUCGGGUGGAUCAGCAUCACGGAGCUGCAGGCGGUGUGCGGGGCGUUCUUGGAGUUCCGCUUCCCGAACCGCGAUUUGUACAUUGAGGACAAUCAGCUGACGCCGGCGAUGUAUCUGAAGGCGCUGGAGAUUGCGUUUUCGCAGACGAGCCCGAUUCAGCAGGCGCAGACGCCGCUGGAGGUGAACUUCGACACGGCCUGCGUCGUGUGCGAAAUCUGCCGCAUCCUCUGGCUGCGGUUCCAGAAGCAGGGGGGGUGGCAAAAGAACGUGGUGUCGCAGCUGAUGGAGAUCUUUCCCACCAACAUUUCCGGCGAGCCGCUCGAGGUUCCGAACAGCCGGGUGUUCAACAUCAUGCAGCGGGGCGGCAUUCCGGUGGACCCGGGCGACGAGCAGUCCGGCUUCAUCGACCUGCUCCGCGAGUCGGACAUCAACCAGGACGGGGUCACCAGUUUCGAGGAGUUCUGCUACCUGCUGAAGCGCUUCGACGACACGCUGCGGGCGCAGACGUUUCUGAAGAUCGUGGAGCACGGGUACGAAGACUUCCUGCCCGGGUACUUCAAGGACGAGUGGCUGUACGCGCUGAAGUCGCUGAAGAACAGCGCGGACGUAUCCCAUGUAAAAACAUCCCCACCCCAUAGUCAAGAUGGGGAUUUUGCAACAUAAACCUUGAAGUUUUGGGAACCACGCAAGACAAGUUGCAGGCUGUAGUGUAGUGCAUUUUAGCGAGGGAAUCCGCAUACCAAAUCCAUCUCCUCAUCCUGUUUACAGCAUUACAAGUUCCAAAACACAAUGGGAAACGCCUCUCAUGGGGAUGCGCAUUACAAACGCUCUUGCGCUUGCAGAUCUGCAUCACAGCUCUGGGAUGGGGAUGUUUUUACACAGGAUAGGACGCGUCGGUGCAGCUGUCCACGAAGCCCUCGGAGGAGGUGUACACGGUGGCGGACCUGUAUGCAAGAAAAAAACUGUGUAAGUGUAAAUUUGUGUUGCAGAACAUGCAACAGAGUAUGCGCCUGUCAUGCCAGACAGCCAUGAAGUCCUCUUUUCGUGUGUGUUUUCCCUUACAAGCCGCGCAUGACAGGUUUUCUCUGUCAUGUAGAGCAAAUUUGUGAUGCUGUCAACCAAAGAAAGUUUCACUAACACAGUUUUUUUCUUGGAUAACCUGCGUGACGCCUUCGCCGCGAUGGGGCUCGAACAGCAGAUCAGCCGGGAGCGGCUGCGGCAGAUGGACCGGCUGCGCGACGAGCUGGAGAUCGACCCGCGCCACAUGGACGAGUACGACGUGAACUACUGGAUGGGCGCGUGCUUCCAGCAGAACUGCGGGGACUUCGCGGCCAUCGUCCGCGAGUGGAGCUUCGACCGAGACAAGAAGCGGAUGGGCAAGUACGUCCGGGACAAGAAGGACCUGAUGAAGCCCACGUGCAAGCUGUCCAUCCUGGACCACAUUGACGACCUACUGGGGCAGGACUUCAAGACGGACUGGUGGAGCCUGGUGGGGACGAAGACCCUGCGUCUCUCCUCCUGGCAGCACGACAAGCCGCACUUUUUGAACUCGAAACUGGCCGGGAGGGUGAUGUCGGUCGCGAACCGGACGCCGGCGCCCAAGGAGAUGACCAACACCACCCAGGACGCACUGGCGCAGGCCCGGAAAAUCCGAACCCUGAAAUCGCGGGACCGCAUGGGGAUCGAUGCGCACGGCGAGAGAAUCGUCGCAGAAACCGACGCAGACCGAAAACCAAAGGAAAUCUGGCGGAUCUCUUAAGCCGGUGGACUGGAAAAGAAGCUGCACCGCAAUGCCUCUGUCUACUGACUCGCCGGUUCGGUCGUGCAACAUCAUCCAGCAGGCGUGAAAUCAGACAUGAGGCAUUUUGUAGCUUUAGAAAGUUACUACACCUAACGAAAGUAAAGCAGGGAAAGCCUGCUUGCAUUUUAGUUUUUUUUCUUCCUUACAUUGUUUACAUUAAGUACCCUCAUCUAGUAAAAGCUCCUAUGGAUCAUGUUGAGAGAUCGAGCACCCCUCUCUUUACUGCUGCAGAACUUUUCUGCUCAUUCCAAGAAUCAAUCCCGUAACACGUGACGGCUGUCGUUGUCUACCAUAGCACUGUCUUUUAAUCGGAC
Amoebophrya sp. A120 is the source of this 4788-nucleotide messenger RNA. The record is from the annotation of a GenBank genome assembly. Lineage: Eukaryota; Dinophyceae; Syndiniales; Amoebophryaceae.